This is a messenger RNA of Pieris brassicae (large cabbage white), 2326 nucleotides long. RefSeq names its product branched-chain-amino-acid aminotransferase, cytosolic (gene Bcat). Gene Ontology annotation, molecular function: branched-chain-amino-acid:2-oxoglutarate transaminase activity. The record is from RefSeq and is a predicted model, not a curated record. Lineage: Eukaryota; Metazoa; Arthropoda; Insecta; Lepidoptera; Pieridae. The transcript is spliced from 8 exons. Gene Ontology annotation, cellular component: mitochondrion. The coding region runs from base 397 to 1698 and encodes 433 amino acids. Gene Ontology annotation, biological process: L-valine biosynthetic process; L-leucine biosynthetic process.
UCUGCUAAGAGGUCGUUUGUACAUAUUACACUACAAUGGAAAGUUAUAUCACUUAGUACGCAUCGACAUUAGCAUAUCCAUUUAAAUGCGUGUAAAGGUGGAUUGUUGACCCGUAGUCGUUUUCAGGAGGCACGCUGCCCACUUGUUUGUUAGCUCUUCCUAAUUGUACGUAAUCCCCAUUUUGAUAUUUGUUAUCAAAAGAUGUUUUAAUUUGCGUUGAUUAUGAAUGACUACAACAAAGGUCAGGCCACAAUCUUAUCGUUUGCUCUUUAAAUAUAUGCGCUGUUGUACAAGUUAAGCCAGUUAACUUAGAGCGACCGAGGAAUAAAGAUAACUGUUAAGUGAAGUGCUUGAACGUUUUGUGAGAUCAAAGUGGAAUCAUAGUGAACACUUAAGAUGCCUAUUCGACGCAGUAAGAUAUUAGUAAAAUGGAUCUACGAGAACCAACACAAGAUGCAAACGCUCCGCCGUUGCAGUUCAACUCUACGGUACAAGGAGCUUGAAGAGAAUGUUCAGGCAUUGGAACACUUGGCUCCUCCCGCGGCGGAGGCGGCUCUACCCACCCACCAACCACGCCCCGAUAUCACACCUGAUGUAUCUUUCAAGUAUGACGACCUGAAGGUUGCGUUGGCGGCGCCUUAUCAAUUGCAAAGGAAACCAGAGGCUGUAGAUUUAGGCUUCGGGAAAUAUUUUACGGAUCACAUGCUAAAGAUACACUAUCAUAGAGAAUUGGGUGGGUGGCAGAAACCCGAAAUCACGCCGUUUGAAAACUUGACUAUACACCCGGCGGCGAAAGCGUUGCAUUAUGCUGUACAACUGUUCGAAGGAUUAAAGGCGUACCGGGGGGUGGAUGAUAAGAUAAGAUUAUUUCGACCGGAUUUAAACAUGCACAGAAUGAAUUUGGCAGCCAAAAGAUCUGGUCUACCGAUGUUUGAUGGAGAUGAAUUAAUUAAAUGUAUUGUACGGCUAGUCCAAAUCGAUCAGGAGUGGGUGCCGCAUUCUGAGACCUCUACCCUGUAUAUUCGACCCACCUUAAUUGGAAUUGAGCCUACAUUCGGCAUAGUGGCUCCAGAGUCAGCCAUGUUGUUCGCGAUAUUGAGUCCAGUCAGUGCGUACUAUAAGACGAAUUCAGAUGGAGCUGUAUCGAUUUAUGCCGAUCCGAGUGUUGUGCGGGCAUUCCCAGGUGGUGUAGGCAACAGGAAAGUGGGAUCUAACUAUGGACCGACGAUAGAGAUAACGUCACAAGCUGCGAAAUUGGGUCAUCAGCAAGUGUUGUGGUUGUUUGGUCCCAACCAGGAACUGACUGAAGUCGGAGCCAUGAACAUCUUCCUUGUUUAUAUCAAUGAGGAAGGAGAAAAACAGCUAAGCACCCCACCCCUAAACGGUUUAAUUUUGCCUGGAGUAACGAGGCGGUCUAUAUUGGAACUGGCCAGCCAAUGGGAAGAUAUUACAGUCAAAGAGGAAGUCAUCACCAUGGACCGCGUCAUACAACUCAACAAACAAGGCCGGUUAGUAGAGAUGUUCGGUGCAGGCACAGCUGUCGUCAUCACACCGAUAAGUAACAUUGGCUACAUGGAGACGAACAUAAACGUACCGACUAUGGAGCAGGAGCAUCCUGUGUACCAACGACUCAAGGACACCCUACUGGCGAUCCAGUAUGGGCACAUAGAGCACCCCUACGCCAAAAUUAUCACGUAAUCUUUACAAUAAGUGAAAUAGAGACCUAAAAUUGGUGGCCUUUAGUGAUAGUGCUCGGUCAUGCAAGAUAGCAGGUGCUAAUAGUGAUUUUCGUUGAUUUUAUAGCAAGUAUGAUAAUUAUCAAAUUGUAAAUAUUUUGACUCUGUGAUGUGUGGGAAGUACGUGUUAGAUUUUAGUUAAUUGCGCAAUGUUUUUUCGCAAGAAACAACUAAUGAAGAAAUUAGUUUUAUUUUAUCUACACUGACUUACGUAAUCUUUCUUUUGUAAAUUGUAUUUACGUAAUCAGACAGGUUUAAGUUAAAAUAAUAAGUUAUUAUACGAUUUACCGGCCAGUAACUAAGUUUAAUUUAUUUAUUGUAGUAAAAGAAACUAAAAAUAUUUUGGAUUUGUACCUUAAAACUUAUAUAUAACUAACUAUAUUGGAGACUGGAUCUUAUGCGGUUAUGUAUAUCUGUUAAGAGUCUAGUUCGCUCGCAAUGAAAACGAAUGGAUAUAUAUAUUAUUAUAUGACAUUAUAAGUACUUAAGGUGUUUACAGAAUCUUAUGAAAACACAUUAAUUAUCAGUAAAUAGUCAAUGUCCGGGCUUGUUUUUACUGUUUAUGAAAAUGCAUAGAUUACGCUUUAUGA